Molecule: messenger RNA, 723 nt
Organism: Porites evermanni
Lineage: Eukaryota; Metazoa; Cnidaria; Anthozoa; Scleractinia; Poritidae
Source: the annotation of a GenBank genome assembly
AUGCAAGAAGCUGGUAGAGGUGGAAGGGAUGGUCUCGAAGCUCAUUGUGUAGUGUACUACACACGCCAGCAGUUGUCACAGUGCAGCAAGGAUGUGAAAAUGGUAGUAAACAGUGAGGGCUGCCAGAGAAAGGAACUGUAUGGUUACUUCAGUGACUCUGAUGUUUCUGUUGAGCCAGGCCACAAGUGUUGUUCGAAUUGCAGAAAAGACUGUAAAUGUGGAGGAGACAAAUGUGAAGACCAACAGCCAUUCCUUGCAGCAGAUGGUGAAACUCCCUCCCCAGCAGACCCAGUGCGAGAACUUAGCGAAACUGAUUUAUUGGAUUUAAGACUUUCAUUAGAAGAGCUCCAGCAGCAGUAUUCUGCAUGCGGCCCAUCAUUAUUUCAUGCAGAGUCAACCCAUGGUUUCAGUGAUCAGCUAAUUGGCAACAUCUUGAAACAUGCACCAAAUAUUAGCUCAGCUGAGUACAUGAGCCAGCAUUUAUCAAUGUUCUCUAGUAAGCAUAUCAUGGAUGUCCUAGAAGUUUUCCAGGAACUGUUUGAGGAUGUAAACAAUUACGAUGAACAAAUGGAACAACUGAAUUUAAUACAUCAUGAGGUUUGCCAGGCAGAGGAUUAUUUCCUUAUGUCAACAACUUCUCAGGGUCUGUCAGAAAUGGAUGAAUUAAUGGAAGAUACAUUUGAAGAUUACCAUCAACUUCAAGAAUUUGAAUUGGUAUUUUGA